Molecule: messenger RNA, 789 nt
Organism: Bursaphelenchus xylophilus (pine wood nematode)
Lineage: Eukaryota; Metazoa; Nematoda; Chromadorea; Rhabditida; Aphelenchoididae
Source: the annotation of a GenBank genome assembly
AUGCGGUCUUUAUUGUUUGCUCUGUUGGUGUUGGGAAGUGUGAGCGCUGGGAGUUUGAAGGUACCCCAUGAUGAUUUGACGAUGGCCAUGGAGGUUGUGGAUGCGUUGAAGGAAGUGGAUUUUGAGCAGCUCGAGCAUCAGUACAAUCCAAUCUGCGAGGCUUGCAAACUUGGAUUUACAAUUACAAAAAGAGUGAUUGGCGAUGUGAACAACUUGACGAAGGAGUCGCUGGAAAAGGCUUUGGAGGUAAAUAUUGCGAAGACUGUUGCUGCAUGACAACGUUUUUCAGUUUUUGCGCCUUUGAGCAUUAGAAUGUCGGGAAAAUAAUGAGCCCCGUGUCGCUACGCCGAUCGUGUCGCUGAAGUAAAAAUCAAUUUGGUUUUGUCACGACACAAUUCAUUUUCUCGGUGGCGAUGCGAUUUUCGAUGCAAAAGAGUGCUCAUUAUUUUCCCGGCAGAUGGAUAUAACCUUUUUAGAGGUCAUUGUAACAAUGCUUAUAUUUGACACCUCCACUUCACAAUCUCUGAAUUCUAGAUCACCUGUUUCUUCAUUCCUCGACAUCUCCCGGGCCGCAAAGAAUUCUGCGAGAAAAUCAUCCCCGGAGUCAUCGACCUCGUCUAUCACAUCAUCAAAGAGGUGGACAACGGAAUCUACCCCGAACGUGAUUGCCAAUUGAUCCUGCUUUGCCCGCGUCAGCCCACAACCGCCGUCCCAACCGAAGCUCCGUGCACCACGACUCCUGCAACAACAACUACAGCACCAGUCGAGCCGAUUACAAUUCCGGAAUGA